AGGAAGAACAAAUACAGUAAAAAAAAACGUGACGAAGAGUUUUUCCUGUGGAUGUUGGAGUAAAAUGUUAAAGGGAGCCUGAGUGGAUCAGGGUUGGUCACGGAGGUUAAAACAGGUCGCAGGAAUGUAAAGUCCGGGUUCGUCCGUGGGGGAAAUGGACGAAACGAGGCCGUUGUUGGCCAACCAGCAGCACCAGAUCCCAGAUCUUUUGUCUCCGAACCUGAGGCCGAGACACCAGAGUCUGAUUCCUACGCCAUGUGGACCGAUAAAGUCGUGGUCGGAGCUGUCCGCCCUGGUGAAGACCUACUUCUGCUUCACCGUCGUGUCCCUGCUGGCGCUGCUCAGCCUCACCGUGUCCAGCAUCUACAAGCAGCACAAGGACACGGACGUUGCCGACGAGGACAACUUCACGGUGUCCCUCAUCCAGCUGGUCGGGAUAUUGUUCUGCAUCUACUACAUCAGCCGUGGCGUGCUGCAGGAGAACCGACAGGAGCUGGUGGCGUUUGUGCUCAGCGUGCUGGUGGUCAUGAUCCGAUCGGUGGUCAACUUCUCCGUGGUGGGCUCUAAGGGCAAACAGGAGGUGCUGGCUCGCUUCGUGUGCAUCAUGUGCCUGGGCGUCAUACACGUGCUCUGCACCACGGUGCUCAUCCAAAGGCCCAACAUGAUGGCGUUCCGUGUGGGCGGGGCCCUGGAGAGCAUGCAGGAGCAGUACUUCCUCCUCAACCUCUGUUUCUCCAUGGUGACCUUUGACCUGCAGGCUCAGCUGUGUCUGUGCAUCCUGAUCACGACGUCGGCCUCCGCCAUGUCCGCUGCCAACACCAUCAUCCUGGGAGUCGGAGUGUUCUGGGCUUUCGUCACCGCCGUCGUCGGAGCUGUUGCGGUUUUGAAGGAAGCCAAGGUCCUGGUUUGGGUCUUCAUGGUGCAGAACCUUCCUGAAGUGGCCUUCUUCAUUUACCUGUUGUACUCGGUGAUAGAGAAGUGGUUCCACGACCAGACGUACACCCUGGAGGCGGCCACCGUCACCGGAGCGUUGAUUUCGCUGCUGAUCAAAGGCGUCUUGUUGUGGGGCCUCAUCAGGCUGGUGCAGAGCUUCGGACAGGGCCUCAGAGAGAGAAUGUUUACAUCCAGCUAGAGAUUCCACAUCGGCUGGCCGCUGCAUGGAGGACCUUCGCCGCAGCUUCUGCAGCCGGGACAAUGAACGUGGAGCUCCGACUUUCAUCCAGCGUUAACUCUACCAAAGCAUUGACCAAGCAUUUUAUUUACACACUUAUUAAACUCUAAUGAGCUGUUCGUCUAAAUUUAGCUUCACCAGAUUGUCUGUUUACAGGAUGAAAUAUCAGCUUUGCAUUCAUACCUUGCGUUAGAAUCGGUCAGUGUGCUAAGCUGUUUUCUAAUCUAAAUUGUUUUUAGUCUGAUUAAUUAUGUUUUUAAAAGCACAGAUAAUCAGCACAUAACAGGCCAAAGGCUUCUUUUCGGUUGGAAAUCAUUUUUGCCUGAUUUUAUUAGUGACUUAAAAGUGCUAUAUUUAUGUUUAUUUUCCUUCACAUAAGCCUAAACAGAGCUCUGCUGGAGUUCUGUUGGACUUUCUUAUUUGCGCUACAAGUAUUCCACUGAUUUGCUCUGUUCCUUAAGGAACCGCAAAGAGAUUUCUAUUUGUACCUUCACUGUAAGAUACACUGUAAUAUUUAAACGGGAUGUUGGUAUAUUUUUUUGUAAAGUGAAUAACGUUCCCCACUGGUGACGGACUGAUUUGCAUUUGUUUUCUGUACUACUUUUGCUCACUCACAGAUUUCUUAACAUCACUCUGCACCUUGAUGCGCUCGAUGUUUUUAUAUACUGGAUUCUUAAUAAAACUCCAAACCAAA
This is a messenger RNA of Xiphophorus couchianus (Monterrey platyfish), 1865 nucleotides long. RefSeq lists its product as uncharacterized. The record is from RefSeq and is a predicted model, not a curated record. NCBI's taxonomy places the organism in Eukaryota, Metazoa, Chordata, Actinopteri, Cyprinodontiformes, Poeciliidae. The transcript is spliced from 9 exons. The coding region runs from base 155 to 1132 and encodes 325 amino acids.